Molecule: messenger RNA, 1156 nt
Organism: Antechinus flavipes (yellow-footed antechinus)
Lineage: Eukaryota; Metazoa; Chordata; Mammalia; Dasyuromorphia; Dasyuridae
Product: ankyrin repeat domain-containing protein 7-like
Exons: 6
Coding region: 203-1156 (317 amino acids)
Molecular function (GO): protein binding
Source: RefSeq, a predicted model, not a curated record
UCUAGGGCUGAAUCGGUUGUAACUGCUGCGGGUUCACAGGUCUCUAAACCUCCGGCCUGGAGUUAUUGAUAUUUCCCCUUUUAAUUCCUCCUUUAAUUCUCCCUUUAAUAUCCCUUUUAAUUCCCCCUCCCAGCAGGCUGAGGGGCCGGAGAGAAGUUUCCCCUGCGAGUUCUCUCUCCCAGUCGGGAAUGCUGCCUCCGAGAUGAAGAAGAUUUUCAACUUCGGCAAGAAGAAGGGGCAAUCAACAUCUCGCUCCUUCAACAGGGUGCCGAGUUACUUUGGGGUCCAAACACCCUACUCCACCGAAAGAUAUGAGAUCCCGAGCAAGGACCUCGGGAAAAUGCACAAAGCUGCCUUGCUCGGAGAUGUGGCGAAGGUGCAGCAGCUGCUGCUGCUUGGAAAAAGCACCGUAAAUGAACUGGAUAAAAUGAAGCGAACACCUCUUCACCUGGCUUGUGCUAAUGGAUAUCCAGACCUUGUGUCUCUCUUAAUAGAAAGAAAAUGUGAACUGAACUUAUUGGAUGAUGACAAUCGAACACCUUUAAUGAAGGCAAUAGAGUGUCGGCAGGAGGAAUGUGCAACAAUCCUGCUGGAACAUGGUGCAGACCCUAGUCUUAGGGAUAAGAACAACGACACUAUACUUCACUAUGUUGCCUGUGGUCGGACCAAAUUCAUGGCAGAAAUACUGAUUAAAUAUAAAAUUGAUAUUGACGCAGUAAACAAGGAAGGCCUUACACCACUUUUGCUUGCAAUUACAUCUAUGAACACUGAAUUGGCAGAUUUUCUCUUGAAAAAUGGAGCAAACGUGAAUGCUUUGGAUAGCUAUAAAAGAACGGCCCUUAUGAUUGCUGUCAGUGUGGAAGCUUUAGGCCUGGUCACUCUUCUUCUUCAAAAUAAUGCUGAUUAUACUCUCCGAGAUGUAAGUGGAUGGACAGCUGAAACAUAUGCUGAGCGGUAUGGUUAUCCUCUACAUAUUUAUCACAAACAAAUUGAAAAACAGAAAGAACGUAUUGAAAAACAGAAGAAACAAUUUGAAAAAGAGAAGCUUUGUCCACCCCAAAUCAGCUGUUCUGAUACUGAGAAGCCUUCUGAUACUGAAUUUGCUUUGGGUGCAUCAUCCCUGGAUCAAAAAGGUAGAAUUGACAAACCCAAAUAA